AUAUUAUACAAGACACGGCGGCCUCGAUAGCCGAUAUCUAUAUACUUUAUCAAAAAACAUUAGUCAUCUGACUAUGAAAACUAGUAGCAACACACCAAUUGACGUUGGAACAAGUUUAUAAAAACAAGUCAGAUGAAUCACCUCGAAAGUAAUACCUAUUAGCUAUUAGUCGUUCUCCUAACCUAACGCGGUCUAUUCGUCAAGUAUAAAUUGUCAUCAACGAGUAACAACAUAAAAUAAUAUUAUAUUAGGUAUAUUUUGUAUUGAGUUUAGUUUUACAAUAGUGUUGUUGUUAUUAUGGCGCAAGUACCGUUCAGCAAUCCGCCGAUGCCUUUCAUCGGGCCGAUACAAAAUGGCCUACGACAAGGCACCGUGAUCACUGUCGACGGCGUUUCUUUUCCGACGACAAACCGGGUCUGUGUAAAUCUACAAGUCGGUCCGAACGUAGCUCCUAGAGACGCGGUGGCUUUGCACGUUGCCCUAGAUUUCUCUCGCAAUUUAAUUGUCAGAAAUUCCAUACAAGGUCAAAACUGGGGAGUCGAAGAAUCUCACGGCCCGCCCGUGUCGCUCAUCAAAGGACAACCGUUCAAACUGGACAUAUUCUGCGACGUUUCUGACUACAAGAUCGCAUACAACGGGUUCCAUUAUACCGAAAUGAAACACAGGAUGCCCUUUCAAAGCGUGUACUAUUUAGCCAUCGACGGCGAGGCUCAGUUGCAUAAUAUAAGCAUAAUUUCUGGCGGAAACGUUGGCAGCGCAUCGAUGCCGACCCCAGGAGUUCCUACGGGUUUCUUGCCGUCGGGUGGAGGACAUAAUAUGCCCAUGCCCGGACAACCUGGUGGCAUGCCCAUGCCAGGCCAUCCGGGUGGUAUGCCCAUGCCUGGACACCCGGGUAGUAUGACUGGGGUUCCACACGGCUACAAAGCUUACCCAGGACAAACGCACCAUUCUUCGUAUUUACAGCCAUACUCUCGGUCGCCCAUUAAAAAUGCUAUAAAUGCCGCAAUGACAAAUUACGCUUUAACGGGUCACUUUAGUCGGAAAAAAGCAGCAAAGGCUCAGAGAAAAGCGGCGAAAAAGGCUUUGAAGUACGGCGUUCCCGUAGCCGCAGGAGCCGGUGUCGGUGCAUACGCACUUCAUCAUAAGGCGCACAAGCACAAGGGUUACAAGCACAAAGGUGACAAACACAAAGGAAAGAAGUCCAGCAGCAGCAGCAGCAGUAGCAGUAGCAGUGAUUAAAAAUAACAAUUAUUUUUUAGUUAAUUUUUUUCAUCGCGUUAAAAUAUGUUGCGAAUUGUGUUUUGGUAUUAUUAUUAUUAUUCUUUUGUUGUUUGAUUUAAUAUUGAUUUCGAUUCAAACUAAAACUAUGUAUAUGGUUUUACUAACGUUAAUCAUUUUUCUAAUUUUUAUUCUAUCAUGUUUUGCUACAUAAGGUUAUGUAUGCGGUGCUUCCUUUACGACCAUUCAAUAUUUAUUAUCGCUCUUGUUUGUUAAAUUUUUUUUG
Messenger RNA from Adelges cooleyi (spruce gall adelgid), 1504 nucleotides. RefSeq names its product galectin-4. The transcript is spliced from 6 exons. The record is from RefSeq and is a predicted model, not a curated record. Bases 298 to 1239 code for a protein of 313 amino acids. Gene Ontology annotation, molecular function: galactoside binding; carbohydrate binding. NCBI's taxonomy places the organism in Eukaryota, Metazoa, Arthropoda, Insecta, Hemiptera, Adelgidae.